Fragaria vesca subsp. vesca is the source of this 3118-nucleotide messenger RNA. RefSeq lists its product as uncharacterized. NCBI's taxonomy places the organism in Eukaryota, Viridiplantae, Streptophyta, Magnoliopsida, Rosales, Rosaceae. Gene Ontology annotation, molecular function: ubiquitin protein ligase activity; zinc ion binding. The transcript is spliced from 15 exons. The record is from RefSeq and is a predicted model, not a curated record. Gene Ontology annotation, biological process: ubiquitin-dependent protein catabolic process; protein ubiquitination; mRNA processing. Gene Ontology annotation, cellular component: nucleus. The coding region runs from base 192 to 2876 and encodes 894 amino acids.
GGAGGAAGAUAAAGAAAAAAGAAAAAGAAAAUAAGAGCUUGAAUUUUUGUACUGUUUGAUUAAUUUUCCUUUGGAGUUUAAUAUAAGGCCUUUAUAAUUUUUUGAAAGGCCUUUGAUUAUCUUCGUUGGGUGUUUGUUCUUGUUGUGGUGUUAUACCUUAUUUCUUAUUUGGAAGAAAAGAAUAUUUUACCAUGGCGGUUUACUAUAAAUUUAAGAGUGCAAGAGAUUAUGAUUCUAUUGCUAUGGACGGUCCUUUCAUCUCAGUUGGUAUACUCAAAGAAAAAAUAUUUGAAUCCAAGCAUUUAGGGAGGGGUACUGAUUUCGACCUUGUGGUCACCAAUGCCCAGACCAAUGAAGAGUAUCUUGAUGAUGCAACGUUGAUUCCAAAAAAUACCUCAGUUUUAAUUCGCCGUGUACCUGGACGCCCCCGCAUGCCCAUUGUUACUGAUCCAGAGCAUAGAGUGGAAGAUGUGAUAGAGAACACUGAACCGGAAAAGACUAGCUUUCUGGGAGCUGGUUCCUCUGUGAAUCCUGAGCCAGACUGGGAUGAUCUUGGGGGUGAUUUGUAUGAAAUUCCUGAAGUUAUGCCAGUGCAGCCAAGUUAUGCGGUUCCGGAUAUUCCACCAACAAAUAAAGCUGAUGAGGAUAGCAAGCUUAAGGCUCUAAUUGACACCCCAGUAUUAGACUGGCAACAUCAAGGUCCUGAAGGUUUUGGCCCUGGUAGAGGUUUUGGCCGGGGUAUGAAUGGAAGAAUGGGUGGACGCGGUUUUGGUCGAACAGGAGUGUUUGAGAAGAAAACUCCUCCACAGGGCUAUAUAUGUCACAGGUGUAAGGUUCCUGGUCAUUUUAUUCAGCACUGCCCUACAAAUGGUGAUCCAAAUUAUGACAUCAAAAGAGUGAAGGCACCCACUGGCAUUCCCAGGUCCAUGUUGCAAGCAACCCCAGAAGGCUCAUAUGCAUUGCCAAGUGGGGCUGUUGCUGUAUUGAGGCCAAAUGAGGCUGCUUUUGAGAAAGAGAUUGAAGGUUUACCCUCUACGCGUUCUGUUGGUGAUCUACCACCUGAGCUACACUGCCCCUUGUGCAAGGAAGUGAUGAAAGAUGCUGUUUUAACGAGCAAGUGUUGCUUUAAGAGCUUUUGUGACAAGUGUAUAAGGAAUUACAUUACCUCAAAGUCAGUGUGUGUCUGUGGGGAUACAAAUACACUUGCAGAUGAUCUACUACCGAAUAAGACUCUCAGGGAUGCAAUCAAUCGAAUUUUGGAGUCUGGUAACAGUAGUACUGAUAACGCUGGCAGUGCUUUCCAAGUUCAAGAUAUGGAGUCUGCGCGCUGCCCACUACCCAAGAUUCCUUCCCCUACUUUAUCUGCUGCAUCAAAGGGAGAAAAUCAGCCUUCACCUCUGAAUGAAGCUCUGAAGACACAGGAGAUUGUAGAUGAGGUGAAACCUGUUCUUGCCCCACAGCAGAUGUCAGAAAAUGUGAGGAAUACAAAAAUAGGAGAUGCAUCUGAAGCUACACAUGAGUCAAUGAGUGUAAAGGAACCUGCAUCCCAAGGGAGUGCUCCCCUGGUUGACGAAGAAGUGCAGCAGAGGCUGGCCUCCGUGGAGGCAGGAAAGAAAAGGAAAAAGAAGAAAGUUCGCAUGCCUGCAAACGAAAUGCAAUGGAAGACUCCUCAAGACCUUGCAGCUGAGAACUACAUGAUGCAUAUGGGCCCCUCUACUUAUAAUCCAUACUGGAAUGGCAUGCAACCUGGCAUGGGCAUGGAUGGCUAUAUGCCACCAUAUGGUGCUCCUAUGCCGUAUAUGGGGUAUGGAAUGGGCCCUAUGGACAUGCCAUUUGGGGGUCCUUUCCCACCUGAUUCAUUUGGUGGUCAAGGUUAUAUGAUGCCUAUGGUUCCACCUCAGAGGGAUCUUGCUGACUUUGGUAUGGGUAUGGGCAUGAAUGGGAUGAAUGUUGGACCUCCUCCUAUCAUGAGCAGAGAGGAAUUUGAGGCUCGGAAAGCAGAUUUGAGGAGGAAGCGUGAAAAUGAGAGACCGGGCCAAAGGGAAUUCUCCAAAGAUCGGGACUAUGGAAGGGAAGUUGGCGGUGAUGGCGAUGUGCCUCCAAUGAAGUCCAAAUCUAAGUCUUCUCUAGCCCGAUCUCCAAGCCCAGAUUCCAGGGACCGCGACCACCAUCGCCACCACCGAUACGAGAGGUCCUCUCCUGAACCCAGAGACCGAGACCGAAGAGCUUCACGUGACCUCGUCGACCCACUCCCCCCACCCCGCCCUCCCAAGAGAAAACCCGACCACCACCACGACCGUGACCGUGACCGAGAACGAGAGCCCCAGCGGGAAAGCGCCAAGGACCACGACUACUACGACGACGACAAGCCCCGCCAGAAACGUCACCGUUCCGAGUCUUCCUCGUCGAAACCCGCCGCUACUGAAAGUGCAGCACCGCAGUCAAAGCCUAGCUCAGCCAAGUCCGCGGCUGAAAUUGCUUCAGCCAAGAGCAAGGCCAGCGUGUUCUCCAGGAUCAGCUUCCCUGAGGGCGAAGGGAACAAGAAGAGGAAGAGCUCUCCUGCCGCAAAGGAGACGGCGGGUGGCGGCUCGAAGGAGGUGGCGAAUGGAUUCCACGACCAUGAGUAUAGCAAGUCUGCUAAGGUUGCUGCUUCUGCUGCGGCUGUGAGUACAACUAGCAGGAAGAGUACGACCAGUGCUGUGAGCUCUCCUGCUGUGGACUACGAGUCUAGCGACGACGAUAGGCACUUUAAGAGGAAGAAGAAGUCGUCGAGGUACGCGGAGGCUUCGCCGCAGGAGGUGCAGGUGGAGGAAGAGCCGUCGAGGCACUCUAGAGGUUCCAGGGAUCGAGAGCGGGAGCAUAGGCGGCAGAGAUAGAUAGUUAGAUUGAGCAUCCUAGGGCAUAAUUGUUCAUGCAUUCUGCUGCUGCUGCCUGAUACUCUCUUUGGGCCUUUUGGGCUUUAUUUGAUUGUAUUGAUAUAUAUGUAACUGAGCCCAUGGGCUGUGGCUAUGUUUCUAGUUCUUUGUUUCGGGAACGUUUCUGGAAUUUGAUGUUUUGGAUUAUUGAAGAUAGUACAAUAUGAAUAAAAGUCGUGUGCAAGCUAAACUCGCACUUGUCA